AUGCCAUCGAUCCGGCAUCCCGGGGCCCUCUUGCUUUUCGGAAGGUUAAUUGGCCAGCUGGUGUCUCCGGCGUUUAUUUCCUGGUCUGCAGCCGCAGCCCGUGCUUCUGAGCGGCACAAGGCCCGGGUCUGGCUGGAGAGCGCCAGGCGGCAACGGCUUCUGGCCUCCUGCUUCGAGAGGUGGAAGGCGAAGGUCUCGAGAGCCCAAGAGCGACGGGAGGAGGAGAGGCUGCCAAAGAGACCUGCUGGGGGCAAAGCCGUGCGGCGCUGGAGGAAAGCCGUCAGGGGCUCCCGGGCCUUGCGACGGAGCAUGGGGACCGUAGUCCAGCAGAGCAGCAACUACUGGACAAAAGCCGCCGCCUUCCACCUGUGCCUGCGGGAACGGAGCGGCCUCGUCAGAGCCCCCAAAUUCAGGAAGAUGCCCCUCUCCUGGCCGAGCAAGCAGAGAAGGAACGGAGAGGAAGGACUCCCUCCCAGCGUAGCCGUCCGUGCCAGGCUGAACGGCAGCGCUUCCCACGUCUGGCUGGUCGUCUACAGAAGCCAAAGCAGUACGGCGGGGCCUUCUCGACAGGGCCCCCCGGACAGUCCAGGCAGAGCAGAACGGCAAGCGAAACACGCCGAGAUCCGGAGCAGCAGUGCUGAAAUGGAUUCUACGAGGCGGCUCUGGAGCAAAUACCUGAGACUCUGGAGACACAACGUUCUCUUGCGCCGUUUCCGGGAGUCCUGGAGGAUACGCCACCUGGUGAGGGCGUGGCUGCUCUGGAAAGAUGCCUGCCGGACCGAGUGGGUGGUACAAGCCUUGGCGAGGCAGAGGCUGGCCCAGUGGGGCUGGAAGGCGUGGAGACGGCGUUACCUACAGACUUGGGUGGCCGAGCAUUUCCUGGAGGCCCAAGACAGGAGCCUGCUCAAGAGGGCUUUUGGAAGGUGGCGGCACCUGGCGGCAGAAGUGAACCACCAGCCCCAAGGAAGCUUUUCAGUCUCCCAGCCUCUUUCAGGCAACACAGGGGCAGAUUUAACCAAAGUACGAAGCUGGAUGCCAAAGGAUGCAGAGUCGUCCUGGUGA
This is a messenger RNA of Gekko japonicus, 1062 nucleotides long. RefSeq lists its product as uncharacterized. The transcript has 7 exons. The coding region runs from base 1 to 1062 and encodes 353 amino acids. Lineage: Eukaryota; Metazoa; Chordata; Lepidosauria; Squamata; Gekkonidae. The record is from RefSeq and is a predicted model, not a curated record.